ACCUCGGUUUUCUACCAUCAUCUCUUUAACUUACCGGACCUAGUGCGCAAAUCACUUUCCUCCGACAGCAGCCUACCAUGUCAACUCACCCUGGAGACACUUCUCGGAAGCCAUCAGGCUCAUCGACACGCUCGUCUGGACACUCUCCCUCAGCUUCGCCGAAUAACUCACAGAGGAACCUGACUCCAACAACAGCGAAUAUGUUUGGCGUCGCAAUGGCCGGGGCCUCCGGACUCAAGGGCCUCAAUUCAGGUUGGCAGGUAUGGGGAUCAACGACACCGGCGUCAAAGAGGAAUGCAUCGAUAUCCUCUGCUGCAAGUGUGACCGACCUCUCACCAUCACAGGCCGAGAGUGGUUACCGAGGAAAUCUGGGAGAAAGCUGGAGUGCGCCAAGGCCGUCCAGCGGAACCUGGGAUGAGCUGAGUGGAAGUCCUCAAAAGAAGGAAUUCUCGCAGUUGGACACCAAUUCCCCCUUGUCCCUGCAUCAUGCUCGGCAAAGGCAAGCAACCGCAGCGCAAGCAGCCGCGUUGUCAGGCCCAAGAGUCGUAGGUGUUCUCAAUGAAUCUCAAAGGCGUGCUAAAAGAUCUCAAGGACGAUCGCUCUUCGGCAAAGGCCGGACAAUUCUCUCCGCAGAGGUUCGACAAUGCUCUCGGAAAGGAAACUGCGGUCUCCAAUAGAUAUGCGGCUUCUUCAAAUACAUCGGGCUAUGGAUCGUCUGCCUUCGGUGGUCAAAAUGGUGGCUUUGACUCCUUGCAGUCGAGGACGAUCACGU
Molecule: messenger RNA, 772 nt
Organism: Suillus bovinus
Lineage: Eukaryota; Fungi; Basidiomycota; Agaricomycetes; Boletales; Suillaceae
Exons: 5
Coding region: 78-677 (199 amino acids)
Source: RefSeq, a predicted model, not a curated record